This is a messenger RNA of Dendrobium catenatum, 2619 nucleotides long. RefSeq names its product 9-cis-epoxycarotenoid dioxygenase, chloroplastic. Gene Ontology annotation, cellular component: chloroplast stroma. NCBI's taxonomy places the organism in Eukaryota, Viridiplantae, Streptophyta, Magnoliopsida, Asparagales, Orchidaceae. The transcript has a single exon. Gene Ontology annotation, molecular function: carotenoid dioxygenase activity. Bases 389 to 2221 code for a protein of 610 amino acids. Gene Ontology annotation, biological process: carotene catabolic process. The record is from RefSeq and is a predicted model, not a curated record.
AUCAUAAAGUGGGAAUAGACCAAUAAGAGCUUUUAAAUGGUUAAGUAAGAAUCCAUGUCAAGCACCAUUUUCUCUCUCCUAAGAAUGCACCACGUGUUUUACUUGAAUCAGGUUGAAACUCUGUAAUGACCGCCUCCUUCCCUUUCUUCUCCGCCAAAACUCUUUGCGUCCCCAAACUCUAUAUAUUACGCCACAUCUCCCACCACUCUUUUACCACCGCCACUCUUCUCUUAAACAAACAAUUCACUGCUUCUUCUUCUUCUUCUUCUUGGUCUCACUACCAGUAGAAGCAGUGAAAGCGAAGAAAAAGAGGAAUUAAGAAGAGAAGAGAAGACAGGCACAGCAAAGUCCAAGCUUUUUCUCCUUUCUGAAUUCUGUUGGACAAGCCAUGGCGUCCUCCAUGUCCUUGUUCGUCUCUUCUAGUAGCAAUCAAACGGUAAAUCCCCAAAAACGUCGGUUAAAACAGAGCUCCAGGCCAUUCAAUCUCAUCCAACCAAAUUCAAUUAAAUUAGUCCGCAGCCGUCAGGUAAACGCCGGGCCAGUCCAUUGCUCUACCACUCCUAAUUCCGUCCUCGGAAUCGCAACCCCUACACCUUUCUUCCCUUCACCGUCCUCAUGCCCCGUGGAAGGCCCCCCCUCGCCGGCCAGCAAGCCGGCCCGCCCAAAAUGGAAUAUUUUUCAGCGAGCGGCGGCCAAGGCACUGGAUGCCGUGGAAGACGGCUUAAUCGUUAACGUGCUUGAGCGCGGACACCCUCUCCCAAAGACUGCCGAUCCCGCCGUCCAGAUCGGCGGCAAUUUCGCCCCUGUUGGCGAGCAAGAGCCCCACCAUGACCUUCCUGUCGAAGGCCGCAUCCCUCCCUUCAUUAACGGCGUCUACCUCCGCAACGGCGCUAACCCUCUUUUCGAGCCCGUCGCCGGACACCACUUUUUCGACGGCGAUGGAAUGGUACAUGCCGUCCAUCUCAGCAACGGCCGCGCCUCUUACGCCUGCCGCUUCACCGAAACAGAGCGGCUUAAGCAGGAGCGCGACGUGGGUCGGGCAAUUUUCCCAAAAGCCAUCGGUGAGCUCCACGGCCAUUCGGGCAUCGCCCGCCUACUCCUCUUCUACGCCCGCGGCAUCCUCGGUCUCGUCGAUCCCUCGCGAGGAACCGGCGUCGCCAACGCCGGCCUCGUUUAUUUCAACAACCGCCUCCUCGCCAUGUCUGAGGACGACCUCCCUUACCAUGUCAGCAUCAACCCCGACGGCGACCUUGAGACCGCCGGGCGCUUCGACUUCGAUGGCCAGCUGACCUCCACCAUGAUCGCGCAUCCGAAGCUCGAUCCGGAGACCCGCGAGCUCUUCGCGCUCAGCUACGAUGUCAUUAAAAAGCCGUAUUUGAAGUACUUCCGCUUCUCCCCGAGUGGGGUGAAAUCAGCAGAUGUAGAAAUUCCUUUGGCGCAGCCCACCAUGAUGCACGACUUCGCCAUCACGAAGAAUUUCGUCAUCGUCCCCGAUCAGCAGGUGGUUUUCAAGCUUCAAGAAAUGAUUUGCGGCGGCUCGCCGGUUGUCUACGACAAGGAGAAGACCUCGCGGUUCGGUGUGCUUCCCAAGUAUGCCGUCGACGCGUCGGAGAUGCGGUGGGUCGACGUGCCGGACUGCUUCUGCUUCCACCUCUGGAAUUCGUGGGAGGAGCCAGAAACAGAGGAAGUCGUUGUCAUCGGCUCCUGCAUGACCCCGCCAGAUUCCAUCUUUAACGAGUCGGAGGAGAAUCUCCAGAGCGUGCUAACGGAAAUCCGACUUAAUCUCCGAACGGGAAAAUCGACCCGACGGCCCGUUCUUCGUCCUGGGGAGGCGCAGAUAAAUCUCGAGGCCGGAAUGGUGAACCGGAACCAGCUCGGACGGAAGACCCGGUUCGCGUACCUCGCGAUCGCAGAGCCCUGGCCCAAGGUGUCGGGGUUCGCCAAGGUCGACCUGUCCACGGGCGAGUUAAAGAGAUUCGAGUACGGCGAGGGGAGGUACGGCGGCGAGCCGUACUUCGUACCGCGUGAGGGCGGCGAGCGGGAGGACGACGGGUAUGUUCUCGCCUUCGUACAUGACGAGCGCUCCGGUAGUUCGGAGCUGCUAAUAGUUAACGCCGCCGACAUGAGAUUGGAGGCUGCUGUACGACUGCCGUCGAGGGUUCCAUACGGAUUCCACGGAACAUUCGUCGGCGCACGUGAGCUCCAAUCACAGGCGGCGUGAGCUGAAGAACUUUUGCUUUAUUACAGCGAGGGGAAUUUAUCAGAGGGAUUGGCUGUUAGGUCCCCGGAGUUCUCCUUCGCACAAAUAGUGGUAGUUCAGUUUGUUCUUUCCAUUUCUUUUGAUGGAGAAGGGAGUCCAGCUUGUAGCUUUUGUUGAUGUAGCUAUAGAAUUGACGAGCUCAGCUGGUCUCCUGUUUAUUUUUGUUCUUUUGCCAUAAUGGCUUUGGGGCUUUUUGUUCUGUGGCUACAGAAUUCAGGAGUUAAUAAUGUUCCAUUCCCUUCCCUGUAUAGUGGGAAUUCAGGGGCUCUCUCCCCCCUGCUUUUUCUCUGUUGUAUAUACCAUUCAGAGUACAGAUGCUUCAUUGUUGAUAUAUUUGAAACUAUGUAAUUGCUUGAUUA